AUGGCGUCUUCACAGGUUGUGCUAUACGAUCUACCUAGCAAGCAAGGGACCGCUUGGUCGCUGAACCCAUGGAAGACCCGCAUGAUCCUCAACUACAAAAAGAUUCCCUACACCACGGAAUGGGUAGAAUACCCGGACCUCGCCCCCAAAUUCAAAGCCCUAUCCAUCCCGCCCAACCCCAAAGACGCCCCAGGUUACUUUGCAGACUAUAGCAGCCCCGCCAUCAGAUACGCAGAUGGAACCUACCAAAUGGACUCCUGGCCCAUUGCCCAUUCGCUCGAUGCGGAGUACUUUUAUGAGACCAGAGAGAAGAUGUUUGGUAAACCACUGGAGCAGGUGGAGAAGGAUGCUGAUGUGGAUGACUGUUGGGAGAAGGUAAAGGGGCCAGUGCUGGAGGUGGGGAACUUGCUGAGACAGCAUGGAGGCCCGUUCUUUCUGGGCGAGACUGCUUCCUACGCCGACUUCAUCCUGGUUUCAAUGCAACACUGUGUUAAGCGUGCGAAUGAGGAUGUGUACGAGAAGCUCAUGGCGCUGGAUUAUGCGCUGCCCCAAGUUUACCAAGCAAGCAAGCAAUGGCUGGAGAAGGAGAACUAG
Molecule: messenger RNA, 594 nt
Organism: Pyrenophora tritici-repentis Pt-1C-BFP
Lineage: Eukaryota; Fungi; Ascomycota; Dothideomycetes; Pleosporales; Pleosporaceae
Product: glutathione S-transferase
Source: RefSeq, a predicted model, not a curated record